Messenger RNA from Passer domesticus (house sparrow), 4903 nucleotides. It is a transcript of the gene NFYA, whose product is annotated as nuclear transcription factor Y subunit alpha. Gene Ontology annotation, biological process: regulation of transcription by RNA polymerase II. The transcript is spliced from 10 exons. Gene Ontology annotation, molecular function: DNA-binding transcription factor activity, RNA polymerase II-specific; DNA binding. The record is from RefSeq and is a predicted model, not a curated record. Gene Ontology annotation, cellular component: CCAAT-binding factor complex. The coding region runs from base 718 to 1761 and encodes 347 amino acids. Lineage: Eukaryota; Metazoa; Chordata; Aves; Passeriformes; Passeridae.
GCUGGUUGUUGGGGAAACUGCUCCUGGUGUAGCUAUAUUUGUAUACAUAUAAAUUAUGUGUAUUUUAUAUGUGUCUAUAUAAAUAUUUGCAAGUAUUUUUGGAGCUGUCCUGGGCAGGGCCAGGAGUUUGAUGGUCCUAAUGAUUCCCAUAUGAUACAACUCAGUAUAUUUACAUUUAUAUAUUAUUUAUAAUAUUAAAAUAUUAUAAGUAAUAUUCUAUUUAUACUAUAUUUAUAUAUUAUUUGACUUAUAAAUGUAGUAUAUACAUAUCUGCUGCUGGGACUGGAACACUCCCUGGUUCCCAGAGCAUUCCCGGUGAGGAGGAGCUGCCCAUGAGCUCACUGGGGGAGGAGCUGCCAUCCUCUGCCACUGAUUGAUCCCUGAUCAUUAAUAUUUAACUUGGCUGCUCUGUUUAACGAAGGGGAUGAGAUAAUCCCUUGGAUGGUGAGGAUCCAGCGCUGGUGGAGUUUUGUCCCAGAAAUUCAGGCAGCUGCUGCAGAGUGUUGGGAUUACAGAGCUGUUAAUCUUUUAAUUAAGGAUUUUAAUUUAAGGCAGAAAUGAAGUAUCCAGUGUGAAAUUGAAAUGAGAACCUGACAGCAGCACUUUCAGAAAGAAAAUUUAUCUUCUUUUAUUCUGGCUGUGGAAAAGUCUCAGGAAAUGGGCAAAGGAUGGAACUCCAACAGCAGCAGUAACCACAGCAACGGGGGCUGAGGCACCAUGGAGCAGUACACUGCCAACAGCAGCAGCUCCACGGAGCAGAUCGUGGUGCAGGCAGGGCAGAUCCAGCAGCAGCAGCAGGGAGGUGUCACAGCUGUCCAGCUGCAGACUGAGGCCCAGGUGGCAUCGGCCUCAGGCCAGCAAGUCCAGACCCUCCAGGUAGUGCAGGGGCAGCCGCUGAUGGUGCAGGUGAGCGGGGGGCAGCUCAUCACCUCCACGGGCCAGCCCAUCAUGGUGCAGGCCGUGCCCGGGGGCCAGGGCCAGACCAUCAUGCAGGUGCCCGUGUCCGGCACGCAGGGGCUGCAGCAGAUUCAGUUGGUCCAGCCAGGUCAGAUUCAGAUUCAAGGUGGGCAGGCUGUGCAGGUACAGGGGCAGCAGGGCCAGACCCAGCAGAUCAUUAUACAGCAGCCCCAGACUGCAGUUACUGCUGGCCAGACACAGACCCAGCAGCAGAUUGCAGUGCAAGGCCAGCAGGUUGCCCAGGCUGCUGAGGGCCAGACCAUCGUGUACCAGCCCGUGAAUGCUGAUGGCACCAUCCUGCAGCAAGUUACAGUCCCUGUUACAGGCAUGAUCACCAUUCCUGCAGCCAGCCUGGCUGGAGCCCAGAUUGUCCAAACAGGAGCCAACACCAACACCACCAGCAGUGGCCAGGGGACGGUCACAGUGACACUGCCAGUGGCUGGGAACGUGGUCAAUUCAGGGGGAAUGGUCAUGAUGGUGCCUGGAGCUGGCUCAGUCCCAGCCAUCCAGAGGAUCCCUUUGCCUGGAGCAGAGAUGCUGGAAGAGGAGCCCCUCUAUGUCAAUGCCAAGCAGUACCACCGCAUCCUGAAGAGGAGGCAGGCACGGGCCAAGCUGGAAGCAGAGGGGAAAAUCCCCAAGGAGAGAAGGAAAUACCUGCACGAGUCCCGGCACCGGCACGCCAUGGCCAGGAAACGGGGAGAGGGGGGUCGCUUCUUCUCCCCCAAGGAAAAGGACAGCCCUCACAUGCAGGAUCCAUCUCAAAGCAACGAAGAAGCAAUGACACAGAUGAUCAGGGUCUCCUAACCCCUGCUUCCCAGGAAAAACACCUGAAGGGAAUUCCCAUCCCUCCUGCCAGCCUGUCCUGCCUGCCCAGAGUGUCCAGUGAAUCCUGGAGUGGGACAAUCUCCAUGUCACAGCCUGUCCUUUUCCACAGAGCAAGCACCACGUGUUGAGGACGUGCUUGAGGUUUCAAUUCUACCAACAGAACCUUUCAGGCUUCCUUGGUGCCCUCUCCUGAUCCAGCACAGGGAAUUCAGAGUCCGAGUGCUCUUCUCUGGUUUUCCUUCAUUUCCCCACCUUUUCCUGGGGCUGGUGCAGCUCAGCCCUGUCCAGGGACAGAUUCCAGCUCCUCCAGCCAGCACUGAAUGGCUGCACCUCGGGGCUGGGUUUGCCCAGCAGAGAUUUGUUAUUCCAUCCACUCCUCACCCCUUUGGACUUGGUUUUCCCUGAGCUGGACCCUGCACUUCCGAGCCUGGCAGAAACUGAAGGGGAUUCUUUUCAAUUCCACCUUGUAAAUGUGUAAAGAAGCUCUUCUCUGGGAAAGGUUCAGCCAUCCAAUCAAUGCUAGAAAUAGUCAAGAUUACUGCAGGACUUGAUGUGUUGUGUCUCUGUUGCAAGUGGGGUGGGAGAGGGAGAUGUGGGGGGAUUGGGUCAGUAAAUCAGUCUCUGGGUGGGUUUGGAUGUUCAUUGCCAGUACUUGUUGCUUGGAAGAAAACUGGAUGUGAGUCUAGAAAGGAUUGAAACUUUUCAGUGACUCUCUUCCAAAGGAUUUUUUUUUUUAAAUCUUCUUUCUCACCUGCCAGUGAAGUCCAUGGUUCCUCCAGGAGAUGUGGAACCCUCAGUGUGACACUGGUGGCACUUGGCCAUGGUUGGGAUGGAGUUUCUGAUGCCUAAAUCAUUUCUACAGUUCCAGAGUGAGGGGUGAUUCAGGACAGCAGCAGCUGGGGCAGCUCAGCCUGAGGCACCUGAAGGACUCAGCAGAUACUGAUGAACCUUUCGUGCUUUUUGUAAAUUAAGCUCUUAAAAACAAAACAGAAGUGGCACUUAGCAAAGGAGCAAUACUUACAUGAUUAAAAAAUAGGAUUUUCCCAUGACCUACAGCUGGCUUUGGGCUGAGCAUCUCCCCAGAACAGUUUUCAUUUAGAUUCUAAGCCUGCUCUAUUAUGAUUUGAAUUUAGUGAUGGGAGCAGUAUUAAAAGCAUUUAACAGGUGAUUUCUCACCAUUGCACUCCUGUUCCCUCUCACCUUGAUGAGUGACACAGCUGCUCUGGGGAUCAUCUGCCUGCUGGAGUCCCAGAAUUUCCAGGCUUUGGGUCCUGUAAUUCAAACUGGAUCACAGCAGUGAAGUUUGGGAUUGGGAAUGUUGCUGGGUGAAUGUGAACCUGGCCAGGUGAAGCUGAAGAGUGAAGAGUUUUUGAGGAAAUGCUGCCAAGGAUGGGUGAGACUGGGUUCAAUCCAGUGAAUGCUGAAUUCAAGUGACAAGGAAAUGCAGCUUGGAAAUUACAUUUUCUACCUCCCAUCUUUUCCCAUUUACUGGAAAUUUAUGGCUAAAGACAAAGUGGAGGGCAAAUCAGCAAGUUGUGGAAGACUGGGAGGAUACAAAAGAACAGAGCUUGCAAAAUUCUGUUUCCUUUGGAUGAAAAAAAAAUGCUAAACCUGAGAGUAUGAGAUUGAGGAGAAAUGUUGGAUCCUUGCUGUGAGCAGGCAAUCCUGGAGGAAGAGGGAGCCUGUUCAGGUGGAAGGAUGCCCUGUGCAGGCAGUGGAAGGACAAGGAGGAGCUGCAGAGGUUUGGAAUUGCCAGCUGGAUCUCUAAAUGCAGCUCAGCUCCUUGGUGUGAGUCCUGGUUCCUGUCCCUGCCCACAGCUGCAGCUGGGAAGGACACUCAGGGACUCCUGCAGCUGCAGGAGGAGCUGGCCUGGCUCCUGGCAGGCAAAUAAAUCUUCUUUCUUUCAGUUUUUGUCCCAAGUUAGAUGAGUAAUCUGACACUCUGCUCACAACCCUUAAUUAGGAUUUAUCUCUAAUAAUUCCAAGGGCAUUUUUGACAUCGAUGGCAUCAUCAGGGCCUCUGGUUGCUUCUGCCUUAAAUCCUUGUCCAGUUGGUGCUGGUUUUCCUCAGCUGGCACCUAAACUCACACAGCAUUUCCUGGGGUCUCCCCCAUUCCAGGAAGGUGCAGCUCUCCUUAAGGGAUUUUAGUUGAAUUUGCAGCAUUACUGUAAAUAUUUUUUUGGAGCAUCUGUACAUUUUGUUGGAAUAUUUGCGUGCUGGAGUAAGACCCUCUCCGUGAUAUUUUUUGCUCUUCAGUUGAUGGUAAAUCUGUCCUGAAACAACUUUUUGAAAGCUGGAAGUUCAGGAAGCAAGAUUAUUGCUCUGACAUAGGUUUUGUUUCUUUUUUUUUUUAAUGACUAAUUACUUUCCUUAAAGAACUUGUAAACUUUUUCCCAAUAUCCUUUCAUAUCUAGGUUCUCUGAUCUGCUGUUGUAGGUUGUGUGUGAAGAAAUAUGGAUUUGUGUUCUAGGAAGUCUUAUUGUUAAUAUUUUGAAAUAGUGAUGUGAAAGCCUGAGUGCUCCUAUCAUUUUUUUUAUUUGUUUUGUGUUCUGUGUAUCACUGCUGAAAGUUGUGUUUAUUUGGUGAGGUUGGAGCCAGCAAUCAACACCACGGUACCAAAAAUAUCUGCUUUUUUUUCUAGGCAAAUCUGUGAAAAUUGGAGACAUGUCCAGCUCAAACCUCCCUAGUAAUUAAAUUAAAAUUCUCUGUAGAUUGGCUACACUUGAACAAAACCUUCACUUUAGGAGUGAGUUAGAGUGGGUGAGGAUGAAAGGAGGUUUGGGAGGAAUGUGUUUGAUUGACCCAGAGCAGUGAAGCAUCAAACCCAUCAAAACCCAGAUUUAUAGGAGUGUAAAGAUCAGGAUUUGGGAAAAAAAAUGGUCCUCAAGUGAUGCUAAAUGGCUUUAAGGCCCUGCAUGUUAACAAGAGGGGAAAAAUAAAACUUUUCUUUGUGAAGGGGCGUGGGAGGGUCCUGAGCUUAACGUGAUGUCAACGUUUGUACAUAGUUCAAAGUUUUUAAUUUUUUUUAUAUGACGCAUUUUUUCAAGUGUAUUUUGGUCUUUAAUAGAUGCAAUUGUAAGUACUGUGUACACUCUCCAGCUAAUAAAAUUUAUAAACUGA